Messenger RNA from Pantherophis guttatus, 1295 nucleotides. RefSeq names its product mitochondrial ribosomal protein L22 (gene MRPL22). NCBI's taxonomy places the organism in Eukaryota, Metazoa, Chordata, Lepidosauria, Squamata, Colubridae. The record is from RefSeq and is a predicted model, not a curated record. Gene Ontology annotation, biological process: translation. Gene Ontology annotation, cellular component: ribosome; mitochondrial large ribosomal subunit. Gene Ontology annotation, molecular function: structural constituent of ribosome.
AGACGCGUUUAGGUCAAUCUUCCAGCUUCUGCCGUAAAGUCGGUUGGUCGGACGGUGCUUGACUGACGGCUGGGAAGAUGGCGCUGCCGGGGAUGCUCUGGGGGAUUGCCCGCGCGUGGAGCCUUGGCGGUUGCCCUCGGGCCGGCAGGGUCCUGGGAUCUUCCAGUAUUCCUCUUCUAUCAAAUAUGUGCAGAUCUUUCGGGUACAGUACAAAGUGGGAAAAAAAGAACAACAUCACCUAUCCUCCACAAGGGCCAGAUGAGCCUCGAAGACCAGCAGAAGUAUACCACUGUCGAAGAGAUGUCAAAUACGACAAGGAAAAGAUGUGGUACCUGGCCAAAUUGAUACGGGGAAUGACCAUUGAUGAAGCACUGGCUCAGUUGGAAUUCAAUGAUAAAAAGGGCGCAAAAAUAAUCAAAGAGGUUCUUCUGGAAGCCCAGGAACUGGCAGUGACAAAAUAUAAUGUAGAAUUUAAAUCCAAUUUAUAUAUUGCUCAAUCAUUUUCUGGAAAAGGGCACUAUGUAAAAAGAAUCCGCUACCAUGGCAAAGGCUGUUUUGGGAUUAUGGACAAAGUCAAAUGUCAUUACUUUGUGAGAUUAGUUGAAGGACCACCUCCACCUUCAGCACCUGCAAAGACUGGAUUUGAUCAAGCUAAGGAGUACAUUGAACAACUUCGGAACCGAACCAUAAUUAAUACACUAUGACAGCUCUCAUAAAACAGUUUAUCUGUUUUUCCUUUUUGAUUAAAAAAAUGUAAAUAAAGUACAUUUUAUAAAUAAGUUUUCAAUUUCCUAUUUCUGAAAACAGUCAUACAUCAUACAUUGGUAUUUAGGAAGGGAGCUUUUGCUAAUGGAAAGCUUUUAGAAUUGGAAUGGUGGUUAGAAAAUAAGGGUUUUUUUUGUACUGGAUAGUGGAAGGCAAUAUGUCCAAUACUUCUAAUACAGGCAGAACAUUGUCCUGAUAAGUGCCUGCAUUGGAAACUACUUGGGAAUCUUGUGGAAAAUUGAAUUUCAUCAGAGAAGAAAGAUUGGAUGUAAAUAAAGCAAUUCCCAAUGUUGAACAAACAAAAAACUCUUAAGAGAAAAUGUACCCAAUAUUCCAACUAGAUUUUUAAAAAUGUCAGUUGUCUUUCAUAUUGUAUCAUUAAAAUAUGAAAAAUAAGUUUGUUUUGUUGAUUAUUGGAAUUUAGUUUCACGAUUCUUCAUUAUCUUCCAAUUCUUCACAGGGACUAUGUAUUUCUGAACAGUAAAUGAGUAAUGCAAUGAAAUUUCAGUGCAAUAAAACAUGAUUACAGA